GGCGCGAAAUCACCUCAUCAGUUUCGCAACGAACGCAAUAGAGUGUAAGUGUGAAAAGUGACGAGAAGUGUCGACUUGCGAAUUGUGUAUUAGAAAAAUUACUGCACAAGUGCACGAUUACUGUCAAUACCGCUAAGGAAACGAGAGAAAACUGACGAUGUCGCAAGCACCAGCAGUUGGAAUUGACCUGGGCACCACGUAUUCGUGCGUGGGUGUCUUCCAACAUGGGAAGGUUGAGAUCAUCGCUAAUGAUCAGGGCAACCGAACCACACCAAGCUACGUUGCCUUCACCGACACCGAGAGGCUGAUCGGCGAUGCGGCGAAAAACCAAGUCGCCAUGAACCCCAGCAACACUAUCUUCGAUGCAAAACGCUUGAUUGGUCGUCGCUUCGACGAUACAACGGUACAAAGUGACAUGAAGCAUUGGCCGUUCACAGUAGUCAAUGAUGGUGGCAAGCCAAAAAUCAAGGUGUCUUAUAAAGGUGAGAUGAAGACCUUCUUCCCCGAGGAAGUAUCCUCCAUGGUCCUGACGAAGAUGAAGGAAACAGCAGAAGCAUAUUUGGGCAAAACUAUAACAAAUGCCGUCAUCACUGUGCCAGCUUAUUUCAAUGAUUCUCAGAGGCAAGCAACGAAGGAUGCUGGCGCUAUUGCUGGCCUGAAUGUUCUCAGAAUAAUAAACGAGCCUACGGCAGCCGCGAUAGCGUACGGUCUCGAUAAGAAAACUGCAGGAGAGAAAAAUGUCUUGAUUUUCGAUUUGGGCGGUGGUACCUUCGAUGUGUCGAUCCUGACUAUUGAAGAUGGUAUCUUUGAGGUGAAGUCUACAGCCGGCGAUACACAUCUCGGUGGCGAAGACUUUGAUAAUCGAAUGGUGAAUCACUUUGUACAAGAGUUCAAGAGGAAAUACAAAAAAGAUUUGAGCAUCAACAAAAGGGCUUUGAGACGUCUGAGGACUGCCUGCGAGAGAGCGAAGAGAACGUUAAGUUCAUCGACGCAGGCAAGCAUUGAGAUUGACUCGUUGUUCGAGGGUAUUGACUUCUACACGUCGAUCACCAGGGCCAGAUUUGAGGAGCUCUGCGCCGACUUGUUCAGGAGCACCCUUGAACCCGUGGAGAAGGCGCUUAGGGACGCAAAGAUGGACAAGGCUCACGUUCACAGCAUCGUUCUAGUCGGUGGCUCUACCAGAAUACCAAAGAUCCAGAAGUUACUUCAAGAUUUCUUCAACGGCAAAGAAUUGAACAAGUCUAUCAAUCCAGAUGAAGCCGUCGCUUAUGGCGCAGCAGUUCAGGCGGCUAUUCUACACGGUGAUAAAUCCGAGGAAGUCCAAGAUCUGCUUCUGCUGGACGUAACUCCGUUGUCAUUGGGUAUUGAGACCGCUGGCGGUGUCAUGACCACCUUGAUCAAGAGGAACACGACGAUACCAACAAAGCAGACCCAGACGUUUACCACAUAUUCUGACAAUCAACCGGGAGUGCUUAUCCAAGUCUAUGAGGGAGAAAGAGCAAUGACCAAGGAUAACAAUAUCCUUGGCAAAUUCGAACUAACAGGAAUACCUCCAGCGCCUAGGGGUGUGCCGCAAAUUGAAGUUACCUUCGAUAUCGAUGCCAAUGGCAUAUUGAACGUUUCUGCGAUUGAGAAAUCUACCGGCAAAGAAAAUAAGAUCACGAUUACCAACGACAAGGGUCGCUUAUCGAAAGAGGACAUAGAAAGGAUGGUGAACGAAGCCGAGAAAUACCGAUCGGAAGAUGAACAGCAACGAGAAAGGAUUGCUGCCAAGAACGCUCUCGAGUCGUACUGCUUCAAUAUGAAGAGUACAAUGGAAGACGACAAAGUUAAAGAUAAAAUCGAUGCAUCUGACAAGGAGAAAGUCAUUUCCAAAUGCAACGAGGUCAUUUCCUGGUUAGACGCCAAUCAAUUAGCGGAGAAGGAAGAAUUCGCCGAUAAGCAGAAAGAAUUGGAAGCUAUUUGCAAUCCCAUUGUCACAAAAUUGUAUCAAAGUGGCGGAGCGCCUGGUGGUUUCCCUGGUGGUUUCCCUGGUGCUGGCGGUGCAGGAGCCAAUCCUGGUUCCGGUGGUGCUGGGCCAACCAUCGAGGAAGUCGAUUAAAAAAUCGACGUAUUUUUGUUUUUUUUCUCACGCAACUUUGACUACAUCAAAUUUCGUUUUAUUUCGUUCCAUUUCGUUUCGUUUCAUUCAACAAUAGUAUUAUUAAUUUAAGUUAACACAUUUAUAUUGUAAAAACGAGUUUUUUAUUUUGUGAAAAUCACAAAUUGUUAUCUACUGAUAAGUUAUAAUAAAUAUUAAUAUUUAAUAUUACUCAA
Messenger RNA from Pogonomyrmex barbatus (red harvester ant), 2316 nucleotides. RefSeq names its product heat shock 70 kDa protein cognate 4. The record is from RefSeq and is a predicted model, not a curated record. Lineage: Eukaryota; Metazoa; Arthropoda; Insecta; Hymenoptera; Formicidae. Gene Ontology annotation, molecular function: ATP binding; ATP-dependent protein folding chaperone.